AAGUAGUCCCGUCCGCAUGCGGAAGGAUACACCUGCCGGUGUCUCGUGAGGCUUUCUGCUGAAAUAUAAACUAGCUUUUCCCGAAAAGGAAACCGGCAUUUUCCUCGCCUUUGUCAGCAGAGAUAAAAAAGUUGUGACCGUUGACAUUUGCUAUACAGUUCAUUGUCGGUUUAUUUUACGACAUGCCUGGAUUUUCCGACAGAGAUCGAGGCCGAGACAGAAGCUAUGGAGGUGCACCUCGCUUUGGCGGUAGCCGCUGUGGUCCCCCUCCGGGGAAGUUUGGCAACCCGGGUGAAAGGCUACGCAAGAAACACUGGAAUCUGGACGAGCUUCCAAAAUUUGAGAAAAAUUUUUAUAAGGAGCAUCCCGACGUCGCGCGGCGGACAGCGCAAGAGGUUGAGCAAUACAGGAGAAGCAAAGAAGUUACGGUUAAGGGCAGAGACUGUCCGAACCCCAUAAUGAAGUUCCAUGAGGCCAAUUUUCCCAAUUAUGUCAUGGAUGUGAUUACCAAGCAAAACUUUACAGAACCCACCCCCAUUCAAGCCCAGGGCUGGCCCUUGGCCUUGAGUGGAAAGGACAUGGUUGGUAUUGCACAGACUGGAUCUGGAAAAACACUUUCGUAUCUCCUACCAGCAAUUGUGCAUAUUAAUCACCAGCCAUUCCUGGAGCCUGGUGAUGGCCCAAUUUGCUUGGUGCUUGCCCCUACCCGUGAGCUGGCGCAGCAGGUACAGCAAGUUGCUGCUGAGUACGGACGAGCAUCUCGCUUGAAGUCCACUUGCAUUUAUGGAGGAGCGCCCAAAGGACCACAGAUCCGAGACCUCGAAAGAGGUGUUGAGAUCUGCAUUGCAACGCCUGGAAGGCUUAUCGAUUUCCUUGAAGCUGGGAAGACAAAUUUACGCCGAUGCACUUACCUGGUCCUCGAUGAAGCUGACCGAAUGCUUGACAUGGGCUUUGAGCCACAGAUCCGAAAAAUCGUGGACCAGAUCAGACCUGACAGGCAGACGCUCAUGUGGAGUGCCACAUGGCCCAAGGAGGUACGCCAGUUGGCUGAGGACUUCCUGAAGGAGUAUGUGCAGAUUAAUGUGGGGGCUCUGCAGCUGAGUGCCAACCACAACAUCCUUCAGAUUGUGGACGUGUGCAACGAUGGCGAGAAGGACGACAAGCUCCUUCGGCUGCUUGAAGAAAUCAUGAGUGAAAAGGAAAACAAGACCAUUAUCUUUGUUGAGACGAAGAGACGUUGCGAUGAUCUAACGAGGAGAAUGAGAAGAGAUGGUUGGCCAGCAAUGGGUAUCCAUGGAGAUAAGAGUCAACAGGAGAGAGACUGGGUUCUGAAUGAAUUCAAGUUUGGGAAGGCACCCAUACUCAUUGCAACAGAUGUAGCCUCCAGAGGUUUAGAUGUGGAAGAUGUGAAAUUUGUCAUCAAUUAUGACUACCCUAACUCCUCUGAGGACUAUAUCCACCGCAUUGGAAGAACUGCCCGUAGUCAAAAAACGGGCACGGCCUACACCUUCUUUACGCCUGGCAACAUGAAACAGGCAAACGACCUCAUCUCUGUGCUUCGUGAAGCCAAUCAGGCUAUCAACCCUAAGCUCAUCCAAAUGGCAGAAGACAGAGGAGGUCGUUCAAGGGGGGGACGAGGUACUUAUAAGGAUGACCGCCGUGAUAGGUAUUCCGGUGGCAGGCGAGAUUUUGGUGGCUUUAGGGAUAAAGAUAAUGACAGGAGUUUUGGCACAAAGAUCCAGAAUGGAACCUAUGGAGCAGGUAGUUAUGACACUACUACCACCACCUCCACCAGCAGCAGUGGUUUUGGAAAUGGUUAUGUUAAUAAUGGACAGUCCAACUUUGGUACUGCACCCUCUGCUGGUGGGUUUGGUAAUCCAAACUUCCAGAACCAGCAGUUUGGAGGAAAUCAGGGGCCGGCCCAGAACGGCAUAAGCCACCCACCGUUUCCAUACAACCCGCAGCAGCCGCCACCACCCAUGGUACCAUAUCCUAUGCCCCCAGCUUUUCCACAGUAAAAAUGCACUAGACCUAUAGUGAUAAAUUAUUUUAAGUACAGUUAUUUCACUGUAUUUCUUUUCCACAACAGGGUUGAAAUGACUCUGAACUUGAAACCGUUCCCAUUGGUGUCUGAGUUAAUCAUAACUUUUUUUUCUUGUAGGUAAUGCAAAUCAUUUGAAUGUGUAUAAGUUAUGUUACUCUUUAAAGAAGGCAGUGCAUGGCUUGUCAAGUUGAAUAAAAGACAAAAAAUACGA
Messenger RNA from Paramormyrops kingsleyae, 2255 nucleotides. RefSeq names its product probable ATP-dependent RNA helicase DDX5. Gene Ontology annotation, molecular function: RNA helicase activity; ATP binding; nucleic acid binding. The record is from RefSeq and is a predicted model, not a curated record. Lineage: Eukaryota; Metazoa; Chordata; Actinopteri; Osteoglossiformes; Mormyridae.